Molecule: messenger RNA, 591 nt
Organism: Dictyostelium discoideum AX4
Lineage: Eukaryota; Evosea; Eumycetozoa; Dictyosteliales; Dictyosteliaceae
Exons: 1
Coding region: 1-591 (196 amino acids)
Source: RefSeq, a predicted model, not a curated record
AUGGAAAAUCAAAAACAAUCAGAAUCAAAUAAUAUUGAUAACAACAACAAUUCAUCAUCAUCAUCACCAUCAUCUCCAGUAUUUAAAACAAUUUUUGAAAAUUUGCCAAGUGAUGUAAAGGAAAGAAAACAAUACAUUUACCAAAUUAAAAAAGCUCUUAAAGAUGAAAAAAGAAAAUUAAAAGAAUCAAAACCUGAAAAGUAUGCUAAACAUUGCAAGCGUGAAAAACAUGAAAGUCAUCAUUUCCAUGGUCUCCACUUCCAUCCAGAGCAUCAAUUCGGAGGACACCACUUUGGUGGUCAUCAUCACCAUCAUGGUGGUCAUCAUCAUCAUGGUCAUCAUCAUGGCCAUCACCAUGGUGGUCAUCACGGACAUCAUUUCGAAGGUCGUCACGGUCAUUCUCAAGAUAUUCAAGGUUGUAGUACUCCAAAUAAAAUUAACCUUUUAAAUAAAAAAAAACAAGUUUUAAUUGCUAAAACCCAACUCCUUGAAGCAAAAAUAGCCACAUUGAGUGAAAUCAACCAAAAUAAAACUAGCACACCACCACCAACUUCAAUUGAAUCAGUUGUUGGAACUUUUAGUCAAAUGUAA